Zootoca vivipara (common lizard) is the source of this 6977-nucleotide messenger RNA. The record is from RefSeq and is a predicted model, not a curated record. NCBI's taxonomy places the organism in Eukaryota, Metazoa, Chordata, Lepidosauria, Squamata, Lacertidae.
UACAGAGAUACUCAAAGAGAUUGUUGCACUUAUGUAGGUUUUAUUUUAUUUGUUUUUUUAAUCUUAUAUUUUGGAAAUGUACAAUCAGGGUUUUUUUUCUUCCUUUAAAUUCCUUUUUAAAAUUUGGGGCCCCCCAAGAGUCAGCUUGUUUAGCGUAUACGUCAAUCCGGCACUGCCACACUCCCCUCAAGCCCCCUCUAUCUAUAGCAAGCCCCACUGCUCCCAAGUCAGCUGGGAAACCUGAGGCAGAAGCUAUUAAAAGGGCCUCGUUGCCUUCAGCCUCCCGGGAGCAGCGGGUGGGGACGACCUUGGGGGGCGGAGGGAGAGGCAGCCGAGGCACCAAAAUAGGAGCUGCUGUGCAGGCCAUCUGCUCGCGGACAGCUUGGCAAGCAGCGCCAACGGAGCGCCUCUUCUUCUUCUUCCCAAAGAUGGUCAGGUCAAAGGGUCGCGCCGGAGGAGUAAAGCGCCGCCGCGUUUGCUUUCCCUGAAAGAUCCGCGGCCAAUACUUCCGACACGCGCACACUGGCGGGAGAAUUGCAACCGGUCGCGCGGCGGCGGAGGCAGCAGCAGCAGCCGACGCGCCGCGAGCCCUUUUUGCAGGACCCCCUCGGGCGGCGUUGGUCAGAAGAGCGGACGAGGCACGGGCGGGGUCUCUCCAGCAGCAACCCCUAUGAUGGCAGGGCCCGCCCGCCCCCCUCCAUGCGCGCACAAGGGCCAUCCUGAGGGGAGCAGCCUGAGGCGAUAGACGCUUCGCUUAUUUCCUCCCCCUCACGGCUCGACCCUCCUCGCUUUUUUUUUAUUUUUUCGGGAAGCGGGCGCGCGCCUCGCCCCGCGUGGAGGAGAGCAGGUGGGUCUCCGCACACCGCGCGCCGCUGUGGGGGGCGGGGGCGGGGUGUCUGUCCGUCACGAUACAGGUGCCUGUUUGUGUCACGCACGCGGCCCUGGGCCUUUGGAAAUGUCUGGACUCGCAUAGCUGCCAAGUUUUCCCUUUUCUCGCGAGGAAGCCUAUUCAGCAUAAGGGAAAAUCCCUGUAAAAAAGGGAUAACUUGGCAGCUAUCGUCUGGAGAGGCGACAACCUUCGCUUCCCAAACCGAGCCCUCCUCGCCCGUUUCCUAUCGAAGGCAAGGCGAGGGAUUUCCCUCCCCCCCCCCACACUAGUCUUCUUCCCGAGCGCACAGAACGAAACGCGGCAAACGCGUGACUUCGAAUUGGUUCCCCGUGUUCUCCUUUUGUCUCGCUGCCGGUGCAAGAGAAACUGCUGGCUUUUGUCUGCAGGCGCCAGUUUCGGAUUUACGCAUAAGCUAAACAAGGCUUAGGGCCCCACUAUCUCAGGGCCUCCCCCCCCCAAAAAAAAAUUAUGAGUCUUUGUAAAUUGUGUUUCUAAAGCAACUUUUGUUAUUGCCAAAUGCCAGUGUGUUGCAUUAUUAAGUUUGUUAUGGAUAAAAAAUCAUUUUAAGUUAGAGCUUAAUAAUUAUUUCACUAUUAAUAUACUUCUUAAUUGUAUUUCACUAUUAAUAUACUUCUUCUUAAUUGUAUUUCAGUUCAACGAUGACUUUGAUAAAAUACAUAUUUUGUUAUGUGCAAAUGGCUUUAGAUACCUUUUAGGUUCAUAAAUUACCAUAUAGCAUAUAUUCAACACAAAAAAGCGACAAUUUGUUAUUGACAAAGGACAGCUGGACAUAUAAAGGGCUCCAUUACCUUCAGUAGCUUAGGGCCUCAUCAAACCAAAAUCCGGCCCUGGGAGGCGCUGUGCUUUUGAAUGCGUACAUAGCAGCACGAGUCCAGACUUUCCUGCGCUCUCGUGUGUGGUGCUGCAUCCUGUGAUCCUAAGGAAGAGACGUUGCAAUCCCACUUAAUGGGGGAAGAAGCCCCAUUGAAUCCAGUAGGUUACAGGGCUGCAAAUAAAAUGUUCCAAGGGUGCUGUAAAGUUGCAUUAUACAAAUGUGACACUAGAUGGCGACGGUGAGCUAUGGAAAAAUACAAUAUAUAUUUUUAAAAACUUUUCAUUUUUUUUUUAAAAAAAACAUUUAAUAAUUUUAAUAAUUUAUUAUUUAUACCCCGCCCAUCUGGCUGGGUCUCCCCAGCCACUCUGGGCUGCUCCCAACAGAAUAUUAAAAAUACCAGCAAACAUUUAAAACUUACCUAAACAGGGCCUUCAGAUAUCUUCUAAAAGUCAGAAAGAAUAAGAAUAAAUAAGAUCUAAAAUAUGGCAAGACAUUGAGAUGAUGUCCAAAUAAGGCAAUUUAUACUGAAACUAGAUAAAGAAGAAGAUUAUGAGGCCAUUCUUCCACAAGUGUGCAUUUACUUAUUUACACCUCAUUUACUUCUUGUUACCUAACACUAGACUUAGCUCUUUGUAUUUUACGCCUUACGGACUCUACUAUAUUGUGGGAGCCAGAUGUGGAUUGUCUUAUACCUUCUCCUUUUUGGAGUACCCCUGGUAUGAGAACAUCUGGAUUGAAGGAGAAGUGUGGGAGGACAGUGAUUUGGAGGAGAGCAUCAAAGAGCAUCACAGAGAAUUGGAGCUACAGGAAGCUUAAUGUCUCCAUUAAACAACAGUAUGGAUAAGCCCAAAAAGAAUAUAGUGGUACCUUGUUUUGCAAACGUCUCGGAAGUCAAAUGUUUUGAACACCGAAAAUGCAGAAGUAAAUGAUUCCAUUUUCGAAUGCACCUCAGAAGUCAACCGGCUUCUGCUGAGUCCCCCCCCCCAAAUUUUCUCUAUUAAAUUUGCAGGCCGCCCCUUGCACCUCGGUUUUCGAACGUUUCGGAACUCGGACGGUCUUCCAGAACAGAUUACAUUCGAAAACCAAGGCACCACUGUUUAUUUAUUCAGUAGGGCUUACAGAAGGCUCUACAAUCUUCAUUGCUUUACCAUUUCUUGACAUUUUAUUGCAGAGAUGGCAUUGACUGAGCAGGAAGAAUAUACCUAUAUAUACAAAGACGGCUCUCAUCCUGUGGAGUUCUUGGAUGCAUUCAGAACAUUCUACCUUGAAGGUGUAUUCACUGAUAUUGCCCUUCAGUGUGCAUCAGGCAUGGUUUUCCAUUGCCAUAAAGCUGUGCUAGCUGCCUGCAGCAACUAUUUCAAGGCCAUGUUCACCUCUGACAUGAAGGAGAAGACUAAGAACCAGGUCGAACUUUCUGGGCUCAGUCCCACAAUACUGGAAUCCCUGGUGAUUUACGCUUACACAUCAGAGAUUCAAAUAACAAAGAGAAAUGUCCAAAGCCUUCUCCAAGCAGCAGACCUCCUUCAGUUUGCCUCGGUGAAAAAAGCCUGCGAGCGGUUUCUGAUACGGCACUUAGAUGUCGACAACUGCCUAGGAAUGCACUCCUUUGCAGAAUACCACGUCUGCUCAGAGCUGGAGAAGGAAUCUAGAAGGAUAUUGUUAUCGAGAUUUGAUGAGGUGUGGGCACAGGAAGAGUUUUUGGAAAUCAGCAGCGAGAAGCUCCAGUUUAUUCUCUCCAGAAAGAAUCUCGGCCUUUGGAAAGAGGAGGCAGCCGUGGAACCCAUUGUUAAGUGGGUAGCCUACGACGUGGAAAAAAGAGCUGAGUGCAUUUAUGAUCUGCUGAGCUGCCUCGAAGCAGAUUUAGAUGAAAUGUAUCUGAGGUCAGCUUUAAGCUUGCACAAGAAAUGCCGGCUGAAUGAAAACAAGAUCCGGUCUCUAAUACACAACGCGUUGCGCCCCAACACAAAAGCAAUUUCUACGAGGUCUACGGCUGUUAUGUACGUGAUUGGGGGAUACUACUGGCAUCCUUUAUCUGAGGUGCAUGCAUGGGAUCCAGUCACCGAUGUCUGGAUCCAGAGAGCUGACAUGCCGGACCACGCGAGGGAAAGUUAUGCAGUUGCUAGUCUGGGACCCAACAUUUAUGUGACAGGCGGCUAUAGAACAGACAAUAUAGAAUCCCUUGAUGUAAUGUGGAUAUACAACUGUGAAGCCGAUGAAUGGGUUGAAGGCUGCCCUAUGCUUAAUGCAAGGUACUACCACUGCACAGUUACCUUGAAUGGCUGCAUCUAUGCUUUAGGGGGUUACAGAAAAGGGGCCCCAGCUGAAGAAGCAGAAUUCUAUGACCCUUUAAAAAAGAUAUGGGUCCCUAUUGCAAACAUGAUUAAAGGGGUUGGGAAUGCCACGGCCUGUGUCUUGAAUGAAGUUAUCUAUGUCACUGGAGGUCACUACGGUUAUCGGGGAAGCUGCACUUACGACAAAGUUCAAAGUUAUCACUCUAAUAUUAAUGAAUGGAAUGUCAUCACCACCAGUCCGUAUCCAGAAUAUGGGCUGUGUUCCAUUGCAUUGGAGAACAAGCUGUACCUUGUGGGUGGACAAUCGACGGUCACGGAUUGCUAUGACCCAGAGCAGAAUGUAUGGAAACAGAAGGCUGAUAUGAUAGAAAGAAGGAUGGAGUGUGGCGCUGUCGUCAUGAAUGGAUGCAUCUAUGUGACGGGAGGCUAUUCCUCUUCCAAAGGGUCGUAUUUGCAGAACAUUGAGAAAUACGAUCCUGAAUGCGAUACAUGGGAAAUUGUGGGGAAUCUCCCCAGUUCUAUGCGCUCGCAUGGCUGUGUCUGCCUGUACAGUGUACUAGAGGUUGAAAAUGCCACUUAUGGGACAAGGAACUAAUAAUAUAAGGGAGCCCAAACCUAGAGGAAUGAUGGGACCUAGCCUAUGGAGGAAACACGUUAUUCAGUCACUAUGCAACACUACUCCGUUUGGCUUUUAUUGACACUAAGCCUAGUAGUGCGUCAACUCCAGUUAAGCUCCCACAUUGUUGAUACAAGGGCUACCACUUCUUUUGUUACUACUGUUCUCUGCCCUACAAGCAAUGUGAAUGUUUGAUUGCUGCCAGAGCCAGAUCUGAUUAACUGUUGGGGGUUAGGGUUUUAUAUUUCUAAAGGGAGAACAAACAUUGGUUUUGUGUGUGUGUGCAAACCAAGUUAUUUUUGCACCAAAUAUGGUCUUAAAGCCAAUGUUAAACAGGUAUGAGGGGGAAUCUGUGACCUUCCUAAACCUUGCUAAACUCCAAGUCUCAUCCGUCCCAACCAGCAUGACUAAUGGUCAUGGAUGAUAGGUGCUGCAGUCCAAAGCAUCUGGGAGAGGUUCUCCAUCUCUGGUAUAACAUCUCCAGUUUAUCUCUUGACAAUAGCAAACUGCAGACUUGGGCUUCUCUUAAUACCCAGCACAAUUCCCCCCUCCCCUUUUCCACUCUGCCCUUGACAUUUGGAAAGUUGUUUGGCUUAACGUACAAGCUCAACAUACAACAUUCGAGCUUAACAUACAACUCAGCAGGUUGGUCACUAUUUUGUGAUAUUUUUAAUUGGCCCUAAAAUAGUUACUGUGCUACUGUUGCUUUUGGAUUUUUGUCCGAGAGACAGACACUGCCUACAAUUUGUGUCUAAUCAAUAGGUGGCAUCUACGCUACAGGUUGACCUCCUUUAUUAAUUUUAUGGUACUACUGUGUUGCCGUUGUGUAUGAACGGUACAAUAGCUAUCAAAAUAAAAUAUAGGUGUGUGUGUGUAAAUGAGCACAACUCCCUAAUUUUAGGGUCAUACGAGGUUAGGCAGUGGUACUUUCUUGGAUCUGACUGGGCAGAAGACCCCGCUUUUUGUAUAUUACAUAACUGCCUAUCCUAUAAAUUUGAACAAUGUGCUUUUCAAAUGCAUUUUGGACUAGAAAUCUAUUGUUUAUCUUUCAUAGUUGUAAAACUACUUUUGCAUAUCACGUUUGUUUUUCAGAAUGACGAUCUAAAAGUGACUUUAAAAAAUGUAAACAAUUGAAUUUGUGGUCUAGGUCACUGACGAUAACCAGCUGCUUAUAAAACGUUGCCGCCUUUUCUUUAUUUGGCUUACAUAGCACCAAAUGCUAAGCCAAACUAUGCCUUACCAUGAACAAGCAAGAGUGCAUCUAGAAAGUCAUGGCCACUUCACUCCUACCCUAGUCCUGGUCCUGCUGCUAUCAUGCUACAGACACCUAUGCUACAGACUUAGCAUUACAUGUAAACCUGAGUUCAUUAUUUGUCUUCCCUGAUGACACAAACCUUGGUUACAGCUCAUUGCGGGGCUUUGAGCAAGACAAACCAUGUGUCCAGGUUUGCCCAUAAUGCUAAUGGCUUGACUCCUGGUAGCAUGGCAACCACAGGCAUGGAGAGGGUGUGGAGCAAAGCAGCCACAAGAAUUUAAAAGAAUUACUACCCGGUAGUAUUUGAAUUUUAGUUCAAAAGUACCAGCACUGUAAUAAUCACUUCAGUACUUUUCUUAUUUCCAAAAAAAGUUGCUAAGUUCACCAGCACAUUGAUAGCAAACACUAAGAAAAGGAACCCCCAGUUUCAGGAUGACAAUGCAAGAGACAUCAGCAUAAAUGUUUACAAACUGCGAGUGCCACUGUUCUGGUCAUUAUUAUUUAUAGAAGUGGGAAAGAAUUAGAAUGUAGAGCUUUCAGGUUCUUGUUACAAUUGUAUUUAUUGUUUUUGCUUAUAUUUAAUUUAUAUUUAAUUCACAUUAAGGAUGUUGUGCAUUUGAUAAAUAUUUGUAAAAUGUGAUUUACUUUCAGGAGUAAACAAAAUGCUGCACUGUUUUCUAAAUUAUAAGGAAUACACUACUUGAAACCCUUUUUCAAGAUGUGCUCAUUAACUUUGGGGGGGGGAAGACUAAUCUAAUAUCUUAUCCCACUGAAAACACAGGCACCCCCCCCCCAACUUGUGCAGGGCUUGCAUUCUGGGUCAUCACUCGCUUCCGUGAAAUCGUUUGUAAUUGAAAAAGCCUGCAUACACCCCAUUAUUCCACCCCGGUUCACCCUGGGUCACUUCAGGGUUUGGUGAUGUGUGCAUGUGCAUGAUUGCUCACAUAUUGGUAGUGCCUAACAUGGGAGUUGUCUGUAGUACAUCUCAAAAUGUGCUUAGGACCAAGAGGGAAGAAUACCGUUUCCUUGAAGUAACUUCGGCCAUUUUUUCUCAAGCAUGCCAACAUGCUUGCAAGAAGCGAUCAAAUAAA